Bufo gargarizans (Asiatic toad) is the source of this 819-nucleotide messenger RNA. RefSeq names its product speriolin-like protein. Lineage: Eukaryota; Metazoa; Chordata; Amphibia; Anura; Bufonidae. Bases 1 to 819 code for a protein of 272 amino acids. The record is from RefSeq and is a predicted model, not a curated record. The transcript has 4 exons.
AUGGAGCUACCCAGCUGCUACGACACAAAUCUCUUAAAGAGCGAAAACGAUAAUUUGAAGCAGCAGAACAUAGAGCUGAGGAAGAUCCUUCAGUUAACGCAAGAAAAUGCAGAACUGAGGAACAUCUUGGAGAAAUCAAGCCACAAUCCUGAUGAGCUACAGCUCUGCGGCGUGAGAACCAAACACAGAGAGGAAGAUUCUAGAUACAAGAUGGAUAGUGCCAAACCCUCAAUGGAUAGUCAUAAACAGCACAAGGAAGAGACCGGACACACCGAGGACUCUAGAUCUCAACCAGAUGGUGCCAAACAUGCAGCUAUAGAAUGUGGAACACACUCUCCUCAAAAUUCUCACCAGCUCCAUCUCAUGCAACGUAUCAUAGGGGAGAUCGCCUUUCAGCUUGACCGUAGGAUUCUAACAAAUAUCUUUCCGCAUCAAGGGAGAUUGUAUGGGAUCACUGUGGCCAACAUCGCACAGAAGAUAACGGAGGCAUCUACAGACCAUGAGUCAGGAAAGGUUGUUGAGAGGAAGAAGGCUGAAAUGAUGCAGAGAUAUGAAGAUAUAAUGAACCUAAUGAAGCAGUAUGGUUAUGACGUAGCUGUCCAUCCAACCUUCUCAGAGAACCUAGUUAAUGUGUAUGGAAUCAUGAAGGAGUACCCACCUUCAAAUUCUCAUGAAAUGCGCAGCUUAUGUGACCCCGCCAACUUGAAGAAGAUUGCUUACAGUGCUGUGCCAUCCUCUGACCUGGAAAACGUCCUUAUUCUGCUCAAAUGUCUGUCUAAGUUAUCCAGACGUGAUGGCAAACCAGUAUUCCUACACUAA